CCCGCCUCCCGUAUCCCGAACCGCUUCUCCCUGAGCUGAGGCGGCGUUUUCCGAUCCUGCUGCGGUCUAGGUGGCGUUUCGGUCGGGCCACGAGCGACUGUAUAGCCCCGCCGCCCGCGGGCAAUGGUGCGGCGGAGCGCGGGGACGCGGGCGGCCCUGCGGUGGGUAUGAAGGAGGAUGGAAGGGCAGGACGAGGUGUCGGCGCGGGAGCAGCACUUCCACAGCCAAGUGCGAGAGUCCACGAUAUGUUUUCUUCUUUUUGCCAUUCUCUACAUCGUUUCCUACUUCAUCAUCAUAAGAUACAAGAGAAAAUCGGAUGAACAAGAAGAUGAGGAUGCUGUAGUCAACAGGAUAUCGUUGUUUCUGAGCACCUUCACUCUAGCGGUUUCAGCUGGUGCUGUCUUGCUUUUACCCUUCUCAAUCAUCAGCAAUGAGAUCCUGCUUGCUUUUCCUCAGAACUACUAUAUUCAGUGGCUGAAUGGCUCCUUGAUCCAUGGUUUGUGGAAUCUUGCUUCUUUAUUUUCCAAUCUUUGUUUAUUUGUGUUGAUGCCCUUUGCCUUUUUCUUUCUGGAAUCAGAAGGUUUUGCAGGCCUGAAAAAGGGAAUCCGAGCCCGCGUUUUGGAAACUCUGGUCAUGCUGCUGCUUCUUGCGUUGCUGAUUCUUGGGAUCGUGUGGGUGGCUUCUGCCCUGAUUGACAGUGAUGCUGCCAAUCUCUGGGAAUUCUACUUGCCCUAUUUGUAUUCUUGCAUUUCACUGAUGGGAUGCUUGCUGCUCCUCUUGUGUACUCCAGUCGGCCUGUCCCGUAUGUUCACAGUCAUGGGUCAGUUGCUGGUGAAACCAGCGAUUCUUGAAGACCUGGAUGAACAAAUUUAUAUGAUUACUCUAGAAGAAGAAGCACUCCAGAGGAGACUCCAUGGGCUGUCUUCAUCGGUGGAGUACAACGUAAUGGAAUUGGAACAAGAACUUGAGAAUGUAAAGACCCUUAAGACAAAAUUAGAGAGGCGGAAAAAGGCUUCAGCUUGGGAGAGAAAUUUGGUGUAUCCUGCUGUUAUGGUUCUCCUUCUUAUUGAAACAUCCAUUUCAGUCCUCCUGGUGGCGUGCAAUAUUCUCUGCCUGCUGGUUGAUGAGACUGCAAUGCCAAAGGGAACAAGGGGCCCUGGCAUAGGAAGCGCCUCUCUUUCCACUUUUGGCUUUGUGGGAGCUGCACUUGAAAUCAUUUUGAUUUUCUAUCUCAUGGUGUCUUCUGUUGUUGGUUUCUAUAGCCUCAGAUUUUUUGGAAACUUUACACCCAAGAAGGAUGACACAACUAUGACAAAGAUCAUUGGGAAUUGUGUGUCGAUCUUAGUCUUGAGCUCUGCUUUGCCUGUGAUGUCCAGAACACUGGGAAUCACUAGAUUCGAUCUACUUGGAGACUUUGGAAGAUUUAAUUGGCUGGGAAAUUUCUAUAUUGUAUUAUCCUACAAUUUACUCUUUGCCAUCGUGACAACAUUGUGUUUGAUCAGAAAAUUCACAUCAGCUGUACGAGAAGAACUUUUCAAGGCCCUAGGACUUCACAAGCUUCAAUUGUCAGAUACCUCAAGGGAUUCAGAAGCUACAAAGCCUUCUGCAAACGGGCAUCAGAAAGCACUGUGAGACCUGACUGCCUCAGCAGCACUCUACAGCAAGUCCUGACAACUGAUUCAUGACAUUCCCAUAGACACUGUUAUUUCUGGUGGGUCUGGACCCAGCUGACAGUGCCCUUUCUCAUAAGCACUUACAACUUAGCACUCGUCAGCUGUGUCCCCUGUGAGUUUUCUGAUUGACCUGAUAGCUUUUGGUUAAGCCCCGAGUCUUAGAGACUGAGGAAAAGCUGUAUGUCUAUAGCAUGAGCCUUCUGGAGGAGAGGUGAAGACUUAACUUUCUUAUGCUUUGCUUUACACCAUGAGAAGUUUGAUUCUGCAGGCAGAAGGCUGCCUGAAAGUCGUCUGAUACCCCAAAGCAUUUUCAGAAGGUCCUGGAAACUGUUGUACAAGUAACAAACUACAUUUUUAUUGAAAAAACCAAAAGCAGAUUUUCUGAUUCAUACUACAGAAUCUUCAUUAGACUCUGAGCCAGUGGAAAAUAAGAGAUUCUUUUCACACCUGAGCCUUGGUGGGCAGCCCCAGGACUAUAUUUUUGUGGUAAGCUGCAGUAUGAAGCACAUGUGAUUGUAGCUUUGGACAGUUUGUAUGUACCUGAUACUACUUUUAAUAGCACAGUGCCAGCGUUGUACACACCUCAGACUUUGCCUUAUAGGCUGUAUGUACAUUCAUUUUUUUUAAAACCUUUUUUUCAAAAACUACUCCACUCUGUGCUUGUUGUGUGCGUGUAACCCAAAGACAGAAAUUGCUUCUUCUUCAUUUCCCUCAGGCUUCGGUGACUCUCACAUUCACCACCUCAGUAAGGUUACCAGUGUGAUACCCAGAACUUAAAGGUUCUCCACAGAAGGGCAGGUGCAGUAUAAUAUGAGCUCAUAACUAUUUAGUUGUUUAGUUUAAUUGUUGGGAUGGUUUCUCAACUCCUGAGUCUACUGAUUUAAAAAAAAA
Messenger RNA from Mus pahari (shrew mouse), 2564 nucleotides. RefSeq names its product limb development membrane protein 1 (gene Lmbr1). Gene Ontology annotation, biological process: signal transduction. Bases 178 to 1632 code for a protein of 484 amino acids. Gene Ontology annotation, molecular function: transmembrane signaling receptor activity. Lineage: Eukaryota; Metazoa; Chordata; Mammalia; Rodentia; Muridae. The record is from RefSeq and is a predicted model, not a curated record. The transcript has 17 exons.